GGGGCCGGGGCCGGGAUGGCGCUGGAGCGGGCGCUGCUGGCGGCGCGGCAGGGCGACGUGGAGGCGCUGCGGGGGCUGCGGGCGGCCGGGCUGCUGCGGCCGGGGCUGCGGGACGCCCUGGGCGCCUCCCCCGCGCACCACGCCGCCCGCGCCGGCCGCCUCGCCUGCCUGCGGUACCUGGCGGCCGAGGCCUCGCUCCGCGGGGACGCGCGGGCUCGCAACGGGGCCACGCCGGCCCACGACGCCGCCGCCACCGGCAACCUCGCCUGUCUCCAGUGGCUGCUCACGCAGGGGGGCUGCGGCGUGCAGGACACAGACAACUCCGGUGCCACCAUCCUGCACCUGGCAGCCCGCUUCGGUCACCACGAGGUGAUCGAGUGGCUCCUGCGCUUCGGGGGCAGCGACCCCACGGCGGCCACCGCCACGGGAGCGCUGCCCGUCCACUACGCCGCGGCCAAAGGGGAUUUCCCUUCCCUGCGACUCCUCCUGGGACACUGCCCCAGCACGCUGAGUGCCCAGACCAAGACGGGGGCCACCCCGCUGUACCUCGCCUGCCAGGAGGGCCACCUGGAGAUCAUCCAGUACCUGGUGCAGGACUGCGGGGCCGACCCCCACGCACGUGCCCACGACGGCAUGACCCCGCUGCACGCCGCCGCCCAGAUGGGCCACAACACCGUCAUCGUCUGGCUGAUGAGCUUCACGACGGUGAGCCUGUCGGAGCGGGAUGCCGAGGGGGCCACGGCCAUGCACUUCGCCGCCAGCCGCGGCCACGCCAAGGUGCUGAGCUGGCUGCUGCUGCACGGUGGGGAGAUCACUGCCGACGGCUGGGGCGGCACGCCGCUGCACGAUGCCGCUGAGAAUGGCGAGCUGGAGUGCUGCCAGAUCCUGGUGGUGAACGGCGCCGACCUCAGUGUCCGUGACCAGGAUGGCUACACGGCAGCCGACCUUGCUGACUACAAUGGCCACGGCCACUGCGCCCAGUACCUGCGCACUGUGGAGAACAUGAGCGUGGAGCACCGCGUGCUGUCGCGAGACCCCUCGGCGGACGGGGAGUGCCGGCAGCCCGACUCGGGCAUGUCGUCGCCCAACACCACAGUGUCGGCACCCCAGGCGCGCUUCGAGGUGGGCUCCCCCGCCAGCACCCUCUCCAACUACGACUCCUGCCACUCCAGCCAGUCCACCCCCCCUGACCCCCUGCCCUGCACAGGGGUGCCCGAGCCGGCGCUCGUGGACAUGCAGGCGUACAUGGACAUGCUGGACCCCGAGACGCGGCCGCGGGGCCGGGGCCGGCAGGCGAGGGCCCCCCCCCCGCCACCGCCCCCCACCUUCCCCCCGCCGCCGCCGCCGCCCCCCGCCGCCCGGCCACCCCCGCCGCCCCCCGGCUACCCCGCACCCACGCCCCCCGCCGCUCCCCACACCGCCGACAUCUACGUGCGGGCCAAGAACAACCUGCGGCACGUGGAGAGCCAGGCGCUGCGCCGAGAGCUGGCGUCGCGCGAGAGCAGCCCCGAGGGCCUGCGCAGGGCCGACUCCACCAGGCGGUCGAGGAAUUUCGGCAAGCAGCCGAGCACCGGUGACUACUACAAGCACCUGGGCCACGGCGCGGCCGAGCAGCCCGGCCCCCGGCGAAUGGCGCACAGCGAGGAGGUGAGCCCUCCGCCCCGCGCCACGAGCCUGCACGUGGCUCGGUGGCGGCGGCACGGGGCGACGCCUGCCCGCGCUCUCUUUCAGGCAUCGCCCAUCUCGGCGGACACCAUGCGCAACGGGGAGAGCAAGCCCGGCGCCGAGCUGCCGCCCCUGCCGCCGCCCCCGCCGCUGCCCGAUGCCGCCUGCCCGCCGCCUCCGCCGCCGCCCCCGCUGGCCGAGACCCCCGCCGGCCCCCGCCGCUCCUCGUCGUCCACGGGAAGCACCAAGUCCUUCAACAUGAUGUCCCCCACCGGUGACAACUCGGAGCUGCUGGCUGAGAUCAAGGCUGGGAAGAGCCUCAAGCCAACGCCGCAGAGCAAAGGCUUCACCACCGUCUUCUCCGGCAGCGGCCAGGCAGGGGCCAACUCAGAGUCGCCGGCAUCCUCCCCGUCACCCACCAGGACGCCCACCCCGCCGGCCACCCCUGAGGCUGCCGGGCCGCCACGCUGCCUGGCAGGGGGCUCGCCGGAGCUGGUGCUGAACGGGAGCUCGCCGGUGCUGGCGGCGGGUGCUGGGGCGCCGGUGGAGGCGGAGGUGCUGGUGCCGAGCCACGACGAGCAGGGCCGGCCCAUCCCCGAGUGGAAGCGGCAGGUGAUGGUGCGCAAGCUGCAGCUCCGCAUGCAGGAGGAAGAGGAGCAGCGGCGCAAGGAGAAGGAGGAGGAAGCGCGCCUGGCCAGUAUGCCGGCCUGGAGGAGGGACAUCCUGCGCAGAAAGCUGGAGGAGGAGAGGGAGCAGAAACGGAAAGAGCAGGAGAAGCUGAAGCGGGAGGAGGAAGAGAAGGAGAAGGAGCAGUCGGAAAAGCUAAGGACUCUCGGGUACGAUGAGACAAAGCUGGCGCCCUGGCAGCGGCAGAUCAUCCUCAAGAAGGGGGACAUAGCCAAGCACUAGCCGCGCCGUGCCGCGCCCUGGCUCUUCACGGCGGGAGGAGGCCGGCAGGUCCCGCCACGGACUGGGACGCGCCUCGGCACCCUCCUCCCGCCGCGGACGGCCGCGUAGCCCGUCCCGGAGGAGCCCCCACCGCUGCCCCAGGCACCCGUAGCCCCCAUCCCGCUGCCGCCAGCCCGCCGCCACCCCGUGCUGCCCUUCGCAAAGCGAGCUGCCACGGCGUGGGGCACCCGGCUCCUUGCGUGCCACCCGGCUCGACCGCUGCGGCUGGGCUCGCCGUGCCGGCUGGCUCCCCGUGCUCCCUGCUGGCACCGCUUGCCGUUGUGGCUGCAGCGCGCUCGCCUCCACUCCCGCCCCUCCCAUGUCCGGAGCCGCUCGAGGCCGGCUCCCGGCUCCCCCGCGCCCCGGACCGCCUGCCUUUCCAGCAAUUAAAACAAUAAACCCC
Aquila chrysaetos chrysaetos is the source of this 3016-nucleotide messenger RNA. RefSeq names its product espin (gene ESPN). Gene Ontology annotation, biological process: actin filament bundle assembly. Gene Ontology annotation, molecular function: actin filament binding. Gene Ontology annotation, cellular component: cytoplasm. Lineage: Eukaryota; Metazoa; Chordata; Aves; Accipitriformes; Accipitridae. The record is from RefSeq and is a predicted model, not a curated record.